AUGGCUGCCGCUCGCACUCGCACUCGCGCGUGUUUCGAGCCAAACCCAUCUGACAUCUUCGUCGCCAGCUUGCCCAAGUCCAGCACCACCUUGCUCAAGGCCCUCGCGUUCGCGACGCUCAAUCGCGCCACGCACCCACCGUCCAACGCCAACGGCCAGCACCCGCUCAGCCACCGCAACCCCCACGACUGUGAAAACCUUAGGAGCAUGGACGUGAACAAGAACGGGAGUACUACAGUGCUAGGUAUUACGAAUGAUGCGUUCUUCAGGAAGGGCCAGGUCGGUGACUGGAAAAACUACAUGACGCCGGACAUGGUGGCGAGGCUGGAUAAGGUUGUUGAGGAGGCCAAGGUGCUGGCCUCACCUUUGCCGACUCCGUCUCCGUGUAAUUAA
Molecule: messenger RNA, 393 nt
Organism: Miscanthus lutarioriparius
Lineage: Eukaryota; Viridiplantae; Streptophyta; Magnoliopsida; Poales; Poaceae
Source: the annotation of a GenBank genome assembly